GAAUACCACUCUAAAAGGACCAGAAUUAAAGUUGGCUUUUUGCAUGUCACUGCUACAUGUUUCAUAAGUGUUAUGAAGCCAGUAAUUUGAUUCAAGGACCACAGUACAGCUAUGGAUAGUGAACCAAACCCUGGCACAUCUUCUGUGUCGACAACAACCAGCAGCACGACCACCACCACCAUCACCACUUCCUCCUCUCGAAUGCAGCAACCACAGAUCUCUGUCUACAGCGGCUCAGACCGACAUGCCGUACAGGUGAUUCAGCAGGCCUUGCACCGGCCGCCCAGCUCCGCCGCGCAGUACCUGCAGCAGAUGUACGCCGCUCAGCAGCAGCACUUGAUGCUACACACGGCCGCUCUGCAGCAGCAGCACUUGAGCAGCUCCCAGCUGCAGAGCCUGGCUGCUGUUCAGGCAAGUUUGUCCAGUGGAAGACCAUCUACAUCCCCAACAGGAAGUGUCACACAACAGUCAAGUAUGUCCCAGACAUCUAUCAACCUCUCCACUUCUCCUACACCUGCACAGUUAAUAAGCCGUUCCCAGGCUUCCAGUUCUACCAGCGGCAGUAUUACCCAACAGACUAUGUUACUAGGGAGUACCUCCCCUACCCUAACGGCAAGCCAAGCUCAAAUGUAUCUCCGAGCUCAAAUGCUGAUUUUCACACCCGCUACCACUGUGGCUGCUGUACAGUCUGACAUUCCUGUUGUCUCGUCGUCAUCGUCAUCUUCCUGUCAGUCUGCAGCUACUCAGGUUCAGAAUUUAACAUUACGCAGCCAGAAGUUGGGUGUAUUAUCUAGCUCACAGAAUGGUCCGCCAAAAAGCACUAGUCAAACUCAGUCAUUGACAAUUUGUCAUAACAAAACAACAGUCACCAGUUCUAAAAUCAGCCAACGAGAUCCUUCUCCAGAAAGUAAUAAGAAGGGAGAAAGUCCAAGUCUGGAAUCACGAAGCACAGCUGUCACCCGGACAUCAAGUAUUCACCAGUUAAUAGCACCAGCUUCAUAUCCUCCAAUUCAGCCUCAUCCUCUAAUAAAACAUCAGCAGAUUCCUCUUCAUUCACCACCUCCCAAGGUUUCCCAUCAUCAGCUGAUAUUACAGCAGCAGCAACAGCAAAUUCAGCCAAUCACACUUCAAAAUCCAACUCAAGACCCACCCCCAUCCCAGCACUGUAUGCCACUCCAAAACCAUGGCCUUCCUCCAGCUCCUAGUAAUGCCCAGUCACAGCAUUGUUCGCCAAUUCAGAGCCAUCCCCCUCCUUUAACAAUGUCUCCUAGCCAGUCACAGUCAGCACAGCAGUCUGUAGUGGUGUCUCCCCCGCCGCCUCAUUCUCCAAGUCAGUCUCCUACUAUAAUUAUCCAUCCACAGGCCCUUAUUCAGCCACAUUCUCUUGUGUCCUCGGCUCUCCAGCCAGGGCCAAACCUGCAGCAGUCCACUGCUAAUCAGGUGCAGCCUACAGCACAGCUGAAUCUUCCAUCCCAUCUUCCACUUCCAGCUUCCCCUGUUGUGCACAUUGGCCCAGUUCAGCAGUCCGCUUUGGUGUCCCCAGGUCAGCAGAUUGUGUCUCCAGCAUCACACCAGCAGUAUUCAACCCUGCAGUCCUCUCCAAUCCCAAUUGCAACCCCUCCGCAGAUGUCGGCAUCUCCUCCAGCUCAGAUUCCACCACUGCCCUUGCAGUCUAUGCAGUCUUUACAAGUGCAGCCUGAAAUUCUAUCCCAGGGCCAGGUUUUGGUGCAGAAUGCUUUGGUGUCGGAAGAGGAGCUUCCAGCUGCAGAAGCUUUGGUCCAGUUGCCAUUUCAGACUCUUCCUCCUCCACAGACUGUUGCGGUAAACCUACAAGUACAACCACCAGCACCUGUUGAUCCACCAGUGGGAAUGCAUUUGAACCAGUGUCAUCUGCACAAAGUUUUUUCUCUUAAGGUUUAUCAAGUAGAAGAUGUGUGUGAAGAAGAAAUGCCUGAAGAGUCAGAUGAAUGUGUCCGGAUGGACAGAACCCCACCACCACCCACACUGUCUCCAGCAGCUAUAACUGUGGGGAGAGAAGAUUUGACUUCUGAACAUCCUUUGUUAGAGCAAGUGGAAUUACCUGCUGUGGCAUCAGUCAGUGCUUCAGUAAUUAAAUCUCCAUCAGAUCCUUCACAUGUUUCUGUUCCUCCACCUCCACUCUUACUUCCAGCUGCUACCACAAGGAGUAAUAGUACGUCGGUGCCCAGCAGCAUUCCCAGUAUAGAAAACAAACCUCCACAGGCUAUUGUUAAACCACAGAUCUUAACCCAUGUUAUUGAAGGCUUUGUGAUUCAGGAGGGAUUGGAGCCAUUUCCUGUAAGUCGUUCAUCUUUGCUAAUAGAACAGCCUGUGAAAAAAAGGCCUCUUUUGGAUAAUCAGGUGAUAAAUUCUGUAUGUGUUCAGCCAGAGCUACAGAAUAAUACAAAGCAUGCAGAUAAUUCAUCUGACACAGAGAUGGAAGACAUGAUUGCUGAAGAGACAUUAGAAGAAAUGGACAGUGAGUUGCUCAAGUGUGAAUUUUGUGGGAAGAUGGGAUAUGCUAAUGAAUUUCUCCGGUCAAAACGAUUCUGCACUAUGUCCUGUGCCAAAAGGUACAAUGUUAGCUGUUCUAAAAAAUUUGCACUUAGUCGUUGGAAUCGUAAGCCUGAUAAUCAAAGUCUUGGGCAUCGUGGCCGUCGUCCAAGUGGCCCUGAUGGGGCAGCAAGAGAACAUAUCCUUAGGCAGCUUCCAAUUACUUAUCCAUCUGCAGAAGAAGACUUGGCUUCUCAUGAAGAUUCUGUUCCAUCUGCUAUGACAACACGCCUGCGCAGGCAGAGUGAGCGGGAAAGAGAACGUGAGCUUCGGGAUGUGAGAAUGAGGAAAAUGCCUGAGAACAGUGACUUGCUACCAGUUGCACAAACAGAGCCAUCUAUCUGGACAGUUGAUGAUGUCUGGGCCUUCAUCCACUCUUUGCCUGGCUGCCAGGAUAUUGCAGAUGAGUUCAGAGCACAGGAGAUUGAUGGACAGGCCCUUCUUUUGCUAAAAGAAGACCAUCUUAUGAGUGCAAUGAAUAUCAAAUUAGGCCCAGCUCUAAAGAUCUGUGCACGCAUCAAUUCUCUGAAGGAAUCUUAACAGGAUCAUGAGGCUGUGAGAAAACAGCGGUUUUUACUCUUCUUAAACAGACUUGUAAGGUAAAGGCGCAAGUUGGCCUAGAAUAUUAUCAUAUAUUGUGGUGGAUAGCCAAGCACAUUGGAAUCUCCACAUCAAAAGCUGACAUUUCUUCUACAGAUAUAAUUCAUCAUACAUUUUCAUAAGUAGCCUACAUUGGUAAAAUUGAUUUUACAGGUUACAUGCAACAAUGAAAGACUGAUAUAGAGGGCCAUGAUAUUUUUCAAAGAAACAUGUUAUACUAGAUAAUUUUUUAAAGGUGAUGUUUAUCGUUAAUAUAAAGAAUCCUUUUAAAAAUAAUUUAAUGAUUUACAUUUCUCCUGUUUUGAUUCGGUUUUCUUAUACAUUUUUCUACCCUGUAAGUUUUCUAUAGGUUGUCAUGAGAGAUAUAAUUUAGGAGUAAUUUAGGACUAGUAUAGGAGUCCAGUGACUGGAAUUGUAUGCAAUGAGCUAUCAGUGUGCAUUUAAAAAAAUAUGUCUGUUAGACAAUUGCUUUGUCUAUAAAAAAGGAUUGCAUUCUAGCAUGAAUAAUACUGAUCUGGAAGUCAGAAGAGUUGGUUUCUAUUCCAAACUUGACUAAGAAUUUGGUGUGGCUGAGAAAGUUGGUUUUCCUCUUUGUUUUUGGACAUUUAGAGCAGUGGCUCUCAGCAGAAGUCAGUUUUGCUCCCCAUGGGACAUUUAACAAUGUCUAGGGACAUUUUGGUUGUCAUAGCUUGGAGGGGCUGGGUAGGGUUGUUACUGGCAUCUAGGCCGUGGAGGACAGGGACGUUACUAAAUAUCCCACAGUGCACAGGACAGUCCUCCAAAACAAAGAUUUACUGGGUCCAAAAUAUCAAGUAGUGUCAAAGUUCGGAAACCUGAUGGAGGAGUGGUAAAUGUUGCUCUUUUUUACCCAAAGGAAUAUUUUGAAAAGAUGGGGCACAAUAAGGAAUACAUGAUCAGUGGAAGUAUUUCAGAUAGCAGAUGUUCAAGUAUUUUUCCUAAUUUUAUCCAUCCUAGAAAAAAGGGGAAAGUCUACUAAAUCGACCUGUAAAAUAAGGACUAGCAUACAAAUAAUUUGACUCUCAGAAAGUAGAUUUCACAUUAAUUAUCUUUCAUACCUGCUCCUCUGCACUGAUGAGGGCAUACAGUGAUUAUACCUUAUGAACCAGUGCAUAGCCUUUACAAGUAGUCCAAGCUUACUUGGCCCCACAGAAGUUUGUAGUGGGUACAUGGUUGGUCUUUGGAUUUUUUCUAACCUUGAACAUGCUGGGUCUAGCUAGAAUACACAUUCCUUUUUCCUUGACUAAACCCUUGCAUGCUUCCUACAAAGUACCCACCAAGUAAUAUCUCUUGGAUUAUCAGACCUAAUUUUGUAUGUAUAUGUUUUAGGGAAAAAAAUUUUAAAGUAAAAUUUUUCACUAAAUAGUUAAAUAGUCAGAAUUAUGACAAUAAAACAAUUGUUGUGGGAGCUGUGAGAGCCUUAAUAGUCCUGGACAUUAAAAAAA
Lontra canadensis (Northern American river otter) is the source of this 4634-nucleotide messenger RNA. RefSeq names its product polyhomeotic homolog 3 (gene PHC3). The transcript has 16 exons. Gene Ontology annotation, cellular component: nucleus; PRC1 complex. Gene Ontology annotation, molecular function: protein binding; zinc ion binding. NCBI's taxonomy places the organism in Eukaryota, Metazoa, Chordata, Mammalia, Carnivora, Mustelidae. The record is from RefSeq and is a predicted model, not a curated record. Bases 112 to 3111 code for a protein of 999 amino acids.